AUGUAAAAUAGUAUACCAAGUGCUUAGAGAGGAUUCUAAAGCAUCAAUCCUACUACAAAUCAACUUGUGGAAACUUUCUAAUUUGAUACCAGAGAAGAAAUUUCAAACAAAAUUUAAAAAAGUUUUGAAGCUUUCAAGACAUUUAAGGAAAUAUCAAUAUAAGAAAGAACUGCAAAGUUUCUAAAACUAGUAAAAAUUUUAGAAGAUCAUACUGAAGUCAUGGCUAGGUCAAUCACUGAAGAAAUGGGUAAACCAAUUACUCUAUCUAGAGCGGAAGUCUAAAAAGUGAUAUUCCAUAUAAAAUAUUAUUGCUAAAAUGCUGAGCAUUUCAAUAGAAAAAUUCCUGUUAAGACUGAGGCUGACAAUUGCUAUACAGUUUAUGAACCUUUAGGGGUAAUUUACACAAUUACUCCCUUUAAUUUUCCUUUUUGGAUUACUUUUAAAGGCACUGCAUCUUAUAUGACUAUCGGUAAUGCUGUUAUUGUUAGAGGUUCUGAUUCUACUCCUCGUACAACAAGAUUGGUAAAGAAAUAUAUGGAGAUGGCAGGAUUUGGAGAUGAAUUCUAGAUUGUAAACAGUAAACAAGAAGAUUUUGAAUUUAUUGUGUCAAACCCAAAAAUCAGAGGUGUAUCAUUCACUGGUAGUUCCACAGCUGGUUAAAUUAUUGCUAGUAUCAGUGGAAAAUAUUUAAAAAAAUGCGUAAUGGAAUUAGGAGGAAGCGAUCCUUUCAUAGUUUUAGAAGAUUCUGAUGUUAAUUUUGCUGUCGAUAUUGCAAUCAAUGGAAGGCUUAAAAAUGGUGGCUAGGUUUGCAAUAGCUCAAAGAGAUUAUUAAUUCACAAUAAACUUUAUGAACAAUUUAAGGAUAAGUUGAUAGAACGAUUAAAAAGUGUUAUAAUAGGAGAUCCUUUGAGUGAAUAAACAGAGCUAGGCCC
Molecule: messenger RNA, 932 nt
Organism: Tetrahymena thermophila SB210
Lineage: Eukaryota; Ciliophora; Oligohymenophorea; Hymenostomatida; Tetrahymenidae
Product: NAD-dependent aldehyde dehydrogenase family protein
Exons: 3
Molecular function (GO): succinate-semialdehyde dehydrogenase (NAD+) activity
Source: RefSeq, a predicted model, not a curated record